UUGUCUGUGCUCUGACGUCACGGCGGACCGCAGAGGAUUAUGGGUAGACAGCGGAAGUAAGAUGGCGGAGGUGACAGAUGAGGAGAAACCUGAUGUUGCUCCUCCAGUGUUUGUGUUUCAGAAAGAUAAAGCACAAAAGAGGUCAGCAGAGGGAUCCAGCACAGAGGAUGGAGAGGACUCUGAUAAAGAAGACUGCCGUUACAGUCCUGCUGCCAAAAGAGGAAGAAGAUGUCAUUCCGUUUCAAAGAAUAAUGUUUUCAAGCUACCCAGUUUCUGCCCAUCACCAACCGGAAACUCAGACUCAGAACCUGAAGAGAAGACUGUGGGGUUUCGCCUGAAGCCCCCGACUCUUAUCCAUGGUCAGGCACCGAGCACUGGUGUCCCCAGCCCGAAACCCAAAGAAGCCCAGCGCAGCAUCCUGAGACCUCCAGUGCUGCAGCCCCCUCCGGCCCGAUCCCCCCCUCAGAACAACACAAGCAGAAGCAGUUCAAACAGAGCAAAAAACCUCUCUGAUGGAGGAGCAGAAUGUGAAGGUAACUCAGAGACGCCUGCUGCUGGCUCACAGGAUAAUGACGUGUCUUUGGUAAAGAACAACAGCACUUUUGAGCACAAAACAGAAGACAAAACUGAAGGUGCCCCAGUUGAAGGCAGUUUUGUUUUUGGACAAAAUAUGAAGGACAGAGCAAAGGUGGCCAAUACCUGUGUCUUAUCUGAGAGUGGAGAUUGUCCUCUGGCUGAAAAUUCGGAGGAAACAAAUUACUUUUUGCAGUACAACUCUUCCAGUCCACAAAAACCUGAUAUCAGCAAUGCCAACAGCGUGAAGUUUGUCUUUGGGCAGAACAUGUCGGAUCGUGUCUUGGCACAGCCGAAAUUCAGCAGAGACCCUCAGCCAGAGAUGGGCCUGUUCAGCCAGAUUUCCUCCUCACAAGAUCAAACUGUGGAGAAGAGUGACACCAUGAAAGAGUCUCUGGAGGAGUCGGCGGCACGGCACGAAGCACACAAAGCCCAGAAGUGUUUAUUAGAGCGGGUGGAGGUCAGGACAGGAGAGGAGUCUGAGAGCAACGUGCUGCAGAUGCAGUGUAAGUUGUUUGUGUUUGAGAUGACGUCUCAGUCGUGGGUGGAGAGAGGAUGUGGAGUGCUCAGGCUCAAUGACAUCGCAUCCACUGAUGACGGCACCUUACAGUCCAGACUGGUCAUGCGGACUCAGGGGAGCCUUCGAGUGAUCCUCAACACUAAGCUUUGGCCUCAGAUGCAAGUGGAUAAAGCCAGUGAGAAGAGUCUCAGAAUAACCGCCAUGGACACAGAGGAGCAGGACGUCAAAGUCUUCCUCAUAUCUUCCAGCUCUAAGGACGGUGCGCAGCUCUUUGCAGCCCUGCACCAUCGUGUCCUGGCACUGCGGAGCACCAGCGGCCAGGAGUCUGACGUCCGUCCAGCCAUCCGCUUCAGUGAUGACGACGAGUCCCGCACGCCCCCCACUUCGGCUACGCCCGCUCCAGGUAAUCUGGAGGCAGGUGUGUGUCCAUCCACAGGAGACACAUAGUGAUGAGCCUGCUGCUGAUUUCUAUCCCACAAUGCCUCACUGCAGCCCUUUGAUCCGCUCAAAUACUAUGCAGGUGUUUUUUUCUCCAAAAUCCUUCAGGUGUACUGUAGUCUUGUGUUCAGCUGGUUUUAUUUAUUGCAUUUUAACAGCAAAAAAUCUCAUCUUUAGGACUGGACACGUAACACUCUUAAUGUCAUCAUAUUGAUGAAAAAGAGAGGCUCUUAGUGUUUUAGUAAACUACUUUUCCAUUCUAAACGUGAGACAUAAUUACUCCAUUUCCUGCUGAGAAACCAAACACAGAUGUUAGUGUGUCCCAUCUCAUCUUCCAUCACCGAUCUGCUCAGUUUCAGCCGCGGUGUUAAAAUGAUCCCUCACUUCCUCUCUUUAGAUCUCCGAAUGACUUCACUUGAGUCAUGUGGCAUUUAGUUUCCUCAUAAAGUGCUGUAGGUCAGUACAGUAUUAAAAGAGCGCUGAUCGUUCAUGUCUAAUAUCUUAUAAACAUUUCAGAAUCAGACGUUUCACACUGCAGCUUUAAGUGGACCUCAUUUAUUAUUCAUAUUAUGUCAAAUAAGUUUAGUCUCUUUAUUUAAAGGAAAAUUCA
Carassius carassius (crucian carp) is the source of this 2141-nucleotide messenger RNA. Its product is annotated as ran-binding protein 3-like. Gene Ontology annotation, cellular component: cytoplasm; nuclear pore. The record is from RefSeq and is a predicted model, not a curated record. Lineage: Eukaryota; Metazoa; Chordata; Actinopteri; Cypriniformes; Cyprinidae. Gene Ontology annotation, biological process: protein export from nucleus. Bases 62 to 1540 code for a protein of 492 amino acids. The transcript is spliced from 17 exons. Gene Ontology annotation, molecular function: GTPase activator activity.